AUGUCACAAUCCGAGUUAAAGCUUGUCAAGCUCACGCCUUGCAAAGGCACUGCUGGCGACACUGUCAACGUGUAUAUUUACAUCCCGCCCGUCACCCAGCCUGUCCAACUGCAGAUCCAAUUCAAUAACAUCCCCGCCCAGUGCACUGCGCACCUCAUUGCAAAUGACCUUUGGCUAUUUGCGUGCUUUGCACCAGAUCUCGGUCCGGCCUAUCUGGGUCCCACUUGGGUAGAAGUGUCCUUGGUGGUGCUUCCCAAUACCCGCACGACUUUGGAGACGUUUCAAUACCUCCCUUAUACAUCUUCCUUUGCAUAUGGAUCUUCGCCUCAGGAUCACCGUCACGUUGCGUUGUCUCCAGCUCCGGCGCAGCCUAGUUCUCCGGAAGACCCCGUCAGACUCGAAAAAACACCUUUGCGGAGCGCGAAUCAAGCUACAGCCUCUCUUUCAGUCGUGCACACACCUCGACCAGUCGUCGAGGUCGUGUACUCACCUCGACCGGCCGUCGAAGUUGUGCACUCACCUCAAAGGGCCACCAGCGUCGUGCACUCACCUCAAACGGCCACCGACGUCGUGCACUCACCUCGAACGGCCACCGACGUCGUGCACUCACCUCGAUCAAGCGCAGAAGGCAGCCCGACUUACGUCCUUCGUCGACUUGAUCAGAAGGAAGAGCGCGACAGCUGCAUCGCCGUGUCAGUUGACCCACACAUUGACAACCUUGAUGAAUGGGUCACGGAUGAAGGGCAGAGUUUUUGCAGAGGUCUGGUUCGAUUCACCCGCGUUCUAACCGAAGACGGUCUCAGAAUCUCUGCGUAUCUGAUUUCGCAAGACGAUUACAACAAGGACCCCUAUAACGGAGUGACCGUUUCGUGCAUUCGCUGCGCGGCUAUUGAUAGAGGGUUUUACACCUCCCAUGACUUCAUCAGACUCCUGGAGUACUUCGUGAACAAGGAGUUUGAUAUGCAGGAGAAAAACCAGAUUAGACGGAACAUCGAGUGCGCCAAGCCGACGUCCGUAGCAAAGAAAACUCCCUUGUGUCAAUCCAUCAUGGAUCUCCCUUUGCCGACGCCGCGAUCCAUUAACAAAACCCUGAAGAUUUUUGCUUGGCCCACGCUCUCAAUGACAAUCACAAGAGCCCUGUCCAAGUACACUCUCUCCGGCGCAAGCCCUUAA
Messenger RNA from Peniophora sp. CBMAI 1063, 1173 nucleotides. Lineage: Eukaryota; Fungi; Basidiomycota; Agaricomycetes; Russulales; Peniophoraceae. The record is from the annotation of a GenBank genome assembly.